Molecule: messenger RNA, 1019 nt
Organism: Oppia nitens
Lineage: Eukaryota; Metazoa; Arthropoda; Arachnida; Sarcoptiformes; Oppiidae
Product: GATA zinc finger domain-containing protein 1-like
Exons: 4
Coding region: 108-971 (287 amino acids)
Biological process (GO): chromatin organization; regulation of DNA-templated transcription
Cellular component (GO): nucleus
Molecular function (GO): sequence-specific DNA binding
Source: RefSeq, a predicted model, not a curated record
UGAUUGAUAAUUUUUAUCAAUUUUUAAAUGAAAAAAACCAUAACUUUAUUAUAAUAUCAUAAUUAAAGUGAUUUUUAAUCAUUAAUGAAGACUUUUGAUUGAAGACAAUGCCAUUUGGUUUGAGACCCGUUUGCAAUAUAUGUGGCUCUACUGAGUCUCAGAUGUGGUCCAAGAGUAGUGAUGGCGUUAUUAAGUGUAAUGAUUGCAAUAAUAAAGACAUUUCUGACACAAAUGACAGUCAAAACACCGGGAAUUCGAGUCAAGACAUGACUGACUUUGAAUUGAUUACAACUAAUGAUAAUAACAAUUCACAAAACAGUAAUAAUAAUAAUAAUAAUAAUAAUAAUAAUAAUAAUAAUAAUACAGAAAACAAGACAUCAGCGGUUAAACCAGUUUUGGUGGCCACGAGAAAGAGUGUCCGCAAUAAAAACAAGAUUAGGACCACAUUUAACAACAAAUUAAACACAAUUAAAGGAAAGAGUCGGAGGAUUAUCUUCAAGAGAUGUUCUGUUCGCGGGCCGACGUCUUUUUCGACGCCUAUGACUUGUGACAGUAUAUUCUUGAGGGGACAAUACUUCCAGAAGGGAGACAUUGUAUCUGUUGAGGACGUAAAGGGAGGCAUAUAUUUUGGACAAAUUCGUGGCUUUCUUCAGGACCAAUACUGUGAGAAGAGUGCAGUGCUUACGUGGCUCUUACCUUCUGAGAACAGUCCUCAAGAUGUGUUCGAUGCGAGUACUUAUUAUUUGGGACCCGAAGAGGACAUUCCCCGCAAACUCGAAUCAAUGAAUUUUGUUUGUCACGCGCCGUCUGAUUACUAUAAGGCGCGUCACUCUCCAUAUCCAACACUUGCAAUCAAACCAGAGUGUGGUUUCAUUUGGACCCGACUCGGACCACAAAUUAUCAAAAUUCAAAAUAAAGACAAAAUCAUUCAAGAAUUUGAAAAAUUGGAACAAAAUAAUACAAUUUCCUGAAUUUUUUCGAUAUUUUUAUAUUUAUUUAAUAUUUUCAUUAUAAAUAUU